AGAUUUGAAAGUAAGGUGUAGCGUUUUCAUUUCAGUUGCUCGUUUCGUUUUGGAAAGUACAAUCUCAGAACUUUACAAAUUUUUGAGAAAUGGAUAGAUUAAGUUCUAAUCAGUUAAACGGCGAGAUUCUUGAUAUAAUGCAAGUGGGUAACGAUGGCGAUGGCGAUUAUGUCGAAAGCAAGGCACGAACAUUACGUCUUAACGAAGUCCUUAAUCGAAAGCGAGGGCAGGAAGGCUAUGAUGAGAAUUAUUUCCGUAUGUAUGGACGCAUCGAGCUGCACGAAUGGCUACUGAAGGAUUCUGUGCGCAAUCAGGCCUACCGUGCGGCGAUUUUACACAAUCAAAGUAAUUUUAAGGACAAGAUUGUGCUCGAUGUGGGCUGUGGCACUGGGAUACUCUCGCUAUUCGCAGCCAAGGCAGGAGCAGCCCAUGUUAUUGCAGUUGAUGCUGCCAAUAUUGUGGAGUACGCUCGUCGUGUUUUCAAGGAUAAUGGCUUUAAGAAUAUCAUUUCAGUGGUGAAGGGUAAAAUCGAGGAGAUUGAACUACCCCAUGGCGUAGAAAAGGUCGACAUCAUUGUAUGCGACUGGAUGGGAAAUUGCCUGUUUGCUGAGGGCAUGCUGGAAUCACUGAUAUUUGCCCGGGACAAGUGGCUGAAGCCAAAUGGACUGAUCUUUCCCGACACAGCUCAACUGUAUCUAACGGCCAUUACACAGAACAUGCAUUCGGAACGAGAUCUCACCUAUUGGAACAAUGUCUAUGGCUUUGAUAUGAGUUGUAUACGUCGCUGUUUCGAGUCGAAAGCUGUGGUGGAAGCCAUCGAAGAGCAGCAACUGAUGAGCGAGGUAUUCUUAAUCAAAUCGAUCGAUUUGUAUACUGCCCGCUAUCAGCCAACAGUUAACUUUCGAUCCUUCUACGAACUGAAAAUGACACGCAGUGGCCCAGUUCACGCCCUUUUGGCCUACUUCGAUGUGGGCUUCAGCAAAACUCCGGAUCUUGUCAGCUUUAGCACUUCGCCUCGGAAGUCCUGGACACACUGGAAUCAAACUGUCUUUUAUUUCAAGGAUCUUCUGCCCGUGCGAGCGGGUGAGUAUAUCAAGGGUGUAUUCGGCCUUAAGCCAAAUUCACACAAUAAACGCGAUCUGGAAUUCGACAUCUACAUCGAUUUCGAGGGCAAGGAAAAAUGCAUUACAAGCAAUCAGUCGUAUAUAUUAUGCCAUGCCCCAGCCGUGGAAGAUGUCUAGAGAGAUGACUAAAUAUAUUUGGCAAUGAAAAGUUUUUGUAUAAAAAAUAAACUAAAAAAUAAU
This is a messenger RNA of Drosophila willistoni, 1304 nucleotides long. RefSeq names its product protein arginine N-methyltransferase 1-B (gene Art2). Gene Ontology annotation, biological process: peptidyl-arginine methylation. The coding region runs from base 90 to 1241 and encodes 383 amino acids. Gene Ontology annotation, molecular function: protein-arginine N-methyltransferase activity. Gene Ontology annotation, cellular component: nucleus. The record is from RefSeq and is a predicted model, not a curated record. The transcript is spliced from 3 exons. Lineage: Eukaryota; Metazoa; Arthropoda; Insecta; Diptera; Drosophilidae.